This is a messenger RNA of Cephus cinctus (wheat stem sawfly), 1982 nucleotides long. Its product is annotated as protein tumorous imaginal discs, mitochondrial. Gene Ontology annotation, molecular function: heat shock protein binding; ATP binding. Gene Ontology annotation, cellular component: mitochondrion. The coding region runs from base 75 to 1739 and encodes 554 amino acids. The transcript has 5 exons. Lineage: Eukaryota; Metazoa; Arthropoda; Insecta; Hymenoptera; Cephidae. Gene Ontology annotation, biological process: negative regulation of apoptotic process; mitochondrion organization; protein folding. The record is from RefSeq and is a predicted model, not a curated record.
UUUCUUCCGUAAAAAAGAGUACAAAACUAGUGCAAGAAACGUGUAUCUAUAUCACGUGACGACUUUUGGUCAGCAUGCGACUUUCAUCCAACAUGGCCACCGGCAGGGGACUUGCAGUAAUUCUCAGACCGAAAACUAUUAGUCUGAUUGGGUGUAGUAAAUUAAAUAAAUUGCAAAGUGAUAUCCUACAAAAAUGCAACAAUUGUCAACGUCAUUUUGCUACCUUGACAUUGGGUGUCGCAGCCUGGAACCGAGAACUCGUCAACAAACACGUAGACAAAUUCGAAACACGUCGUCGAGGAUUUCACACGUCAACAAGACUGCUGGUGAAACGUGACUAUUAUGAAAUUCUUGGUGUUUCGAAAAAUGCUGCUGCAAAGGAUAUCAAGAAGGCUUAUUAUCAAUUAGCUAAAAAAUAUCAUCCUGACACUAACAAGGAUGAUCCAAACGCUAGUAAAAAGUUUCAAGAAGUUUCUGAGGCAUACGAAGUUCUUAGUGAUGAAUCUAAGAGAAAGCAGUACGAUACUUGGGGAGCUACUUCAGAACAAAUGGGUAUGGGUGGUAGUGGUGGUGCCGGUAAUCAGGCACAUCAAGAUCGUGGUUCACAUAGUUUUCAUCAAAACUGGCAAUUUAAGUCCUCUGUUAACCCUGAAGAGUUAUUUAGAAAAAUUUUUGGGGAUGCUGGUUUUCAAAACAGUGGGUUUGCAGACUUUGAUGAUUUUGCAGAAAACAAAUAUGGAUUUGGUGCUGCUCAAGAGGUUAUAAUGAAUUUAACAUUUUCUCAAGCUGCUAGAGGAGUUAACAAAGACAUUUCAGUAAACGUUGUUGAUACUUGUCCCAAAUGUCGUGGUAGUAGAUGCGAACUAGGAACAAAACCAGUAAAUUGUCAAUUCUGCAAUGGCACUGGAAUGGAAACUAUCAGUACUGGACCUUUUAUCAUGCGCUCGACUUGUCGCUAUUGUCAUGGAACCAAAAUGUAUAUAAGAAAUCCUUGCUUAGAGUGCGAAGGAAAAGGCCAGACGGUGCAGCGGAAAAAAAUCACAGUGCCGGUACCAGCAGGAGUCGAAGAUGGUCAAACAGUUCGCAUGGCUGUCGGCAACAAGGAAAUCUUUAUCACAUUCCGUGUAGAAAAGUCGCGAUAUUUCCGCAGAGACGGUCCAGAUGUACAUACGGAUGCUGAAAUCUCAUUGUCGCAAGCCGUACUCGGUGGUACCAUCAGGAUCGAGGGUGUCUACGAAGAUCAGACAGUUCAAAUUCGCCCGGGUACCUCAUCUCACACAAAAAUACGUUUGACUGGCAAGGGAUUGAAAAAGGUCAAUGGACUUGGCAAUGGCGAUCAUUACGUCAACAUAAAGAUAGGCGUUCCUAAAACGCUUACGGAAAAGCAGCGGGCCCUUAUACAGGCAUACGCGGAGUUAGAAAAGAACACGCCUGGUACCAUCUACGGGGUGACAUUCAAGAAGGACGGAACAAAGGAAUGUUUUGCUGAACCGUACGACUUGAUGGAGUCGAUACGAAUAGCAUUAGGAGAUCGCCCAAUCAAGAAGACGUCUCCAACAUCCUUAGAACCAGAGGGUCCUGGUGACAAAGCCCAGAAUUCACCAGACAACAUGACGACGACGACGACGACGAGGACUACUGCUGAAUCUAGUUCAAAGCUUCCAAAGAGCAGCAGCCAGGAGAAGAGCAAGAACAACGACAACGUUGAUGUUCAAAAGAAACGCCAAGAGAUGGUUUGAUUUGACUGAUUCAAAGUGAUUUACUGAGCAUUUUUAGACACUGUAUAGCCACAGUUUAGAAGAAUCUGUCCUUUAGUCAAAAGAUUUAGCUUAAGUGUUUCUGGUAAACUUUUGAGGUAAUUUCUGGCCGGCGCUUGCUGGUGAUUAGUAAAGUACAGAAAAAACAGUGCGCUCGUGUCGUAUAGAGUCGAAGUGAAGUUUGUUGGUUAUAAGUAAAUAAUAAAUUCUGCAAGUUACCGCCAA